Cutaneotrichosporon cavernicola is the source of this 3804-nucleotide messenger RNA. RefSeq lists its product as uncharacterized. Bases 1 to 3804 code for a protein of 1267 amino acids. The transcript is spliced from 8 exons. The record is from RefSeq and is a predicted model, not a curated record. Gene Ontology annotation, molecular function: ATP binding; RNA binding; 3'-5' RNA helicase activity. Gene Ontology annotation, biological process: mRNA splicing, via spliceosome. Lineage: Eukaryota; Fungi; Basidiomycota; Tremellomycetes; Trichosporonales; Trichosporonaceae. Gene Ontology annotation, cellular component: intracellular anatomical structure; spliceosomal complex.
AUGGCGGACAAGGGCAAGCCCGAGGACUUUGUCCACCAGGUAGCCAUCGAGCUGUCGCGGAUGAUGAACCUCGUGAAUCCGAAUGACACGCUCGCGCAGCGUGUCGUCGAGAUUGCGCGCGGCAAUAGGUCCGGCACGGCGUUUGUGAAUGCGAUGUCGACGUUCGGCAAGUUCAGCGAUGAAGCGCUCUUGACACUGCACCAGCGUAUUCUGGCGCACGAAGCCCUCAUAGCGUCCCGCUCCCAACUGGACAAGGUGGAAGGGAUGGACCACGACUCUGGCGACGUGCUUGCUGCCGAGGCGCCGCGACGCGGUGGGUUGCGACAAGGCUCCGGGCCGCAGUUUAAGGCGCCGGCACCGGUCGCGCGCGAAUCACGACUGGGCCUCGACAAGCUGGCAGCACAGAAGCGCGCCGAGGCCGGAGAGCCGCCCAGCAAGCGCGCCAAAGUUGAGUCGGGCCGGGAGGAGGAGAACGGAGGAGUGUUCAAGGUUCCCGCUGUACCGGUUCGGCGGGAGGCGCGGCGUGUCAAGCCCGAAGAGACGCCGAGUCAUGGCGGUGGGAUCUCAGACUCGGCGAAAGCACGGUUGGAAGAGUACCGCCGUAAUCGGAAUAAGCCGAGUACCGCUGUGUCGGCGAGCAAUGAGCGGAGGGAGCGCGGGGGAUUGGGCGACUUCCAGGGGCGCGCAAACCGGGGUUCGUACAACGACGGGCGCGAUCGUGAGCGAGACCGGAGGGACGACCGCGACAGAUGGCGCGAUGACCGGCGUGACGACCGUAGGGACGACCGUAGGGACGACCGCCGUGGAGGCAAGAGCUGGGAUGCUGCGCCAACACCGCGCACCUCGCGCCCAGAUCGCGACGGCGAUGGGAGCCUGCGCGUGCCGAACCGCGGGUGGGACGAGACACCGGGUCGUCCCGGUUGGGGCCGCAGCAAGCGGAGCUGGGACGAGACACCUGGGCGCAAGAGCCGGCCUGACAGCCCCGAGUUCGAGGUCGACGCCAAGGAAUGGGAGGAGGAGCAGGUCCGCAUCGACCGCGACUGGUACUCUUACGACGACGAGGGUGCUGUGGCGGGCGAUGACGAGCACAACCCGUUCGCUCAGUGGAGUACGCUCGAGCAGUCGAAGGAGGCCGAGAUGCAGCAGAAGGUCGCGAAGCGGCAGACGGCGCGGCAGGCGCAGUACAGUGCCGACAACGACAAGUGGGAGAACAACCGCAUGCUGACUUCGGGCGUCAUCCAAGCCGGCGACCUCGAUCAGGACUUUGAGGACGACGCCGACAGCAAGGUGCACGUUUUGGCGCACGACAUGAAGCCGCCCUUCUUGGACGGGAGCAGUAUCUACACGCGCCAGCUGGAGCCUGUCAGCGCCGUGCGCGACCCUACGUCAGACAUGGCCGUGUUCUCUCGCAAGGGUAGCGCGCUGGUCCGUGAGCGCCGAGAGCGACAGGAGCGCGAGAAGGCGGCCGCUAAGGCUGCGAGCAUGGCCGGCACGACACUCGGCAAUAUCAUGGGCGUCAAGGACGAGCCGGACCUCGGUGCUGAGGGUCAGAAGGACACGGUGGACGAGAACACCAGUUACAAGGCCGGCUCGCAGUUCGCCACCCACCUCAAGAAACAGGAGGGCGCGAGUGACUUUGCGCGCACGCGUACACUCAAGGAGCAGCGCGAGUACCUCCCCGCCUUUGCUGUGCGGGAAGAGCUGAUGCGCACACUGCGCGACAAUCAGGUGACGGUUGUGAUUGGCGAGACGGGUUCGGGCAAGACGACACAGCUCGCCCAGUUUCUCUACGAGGAGGGGUACUGUCAGAACGGGAUGAUCUGCUGUACGCAGCCGCGCCGUGUCGCGGCCAUGAGUGUCGCCAAGCGUGUCAGCGAGGAGAUGGAGUGCGAACUUGGCGGGCUGGUGGGAUACUCGAUCCGUUUCGAAGACGUGACUUCCAAGGCGACGCGGAUCAAGUACAUGACGGACGGCAUCCUGUUGCGCGAGUCCCUCACGGACCAGGACCUCGACGGGUACAGCGUCAUCAUCCUCGACGAGGCUCACGAGCGCUCGCUUAGUACCGACAUUAUCAUGGGGUUGCUGCGGAAGAUCAUCACGCGCCGCCGCGACCUGAAGCUGAUCGUCACCUCGGCCACCAUGAACGCGGAAAAGUUCUCCGAUUUCUUUGGCAACGCCGCACAGUUCACCAUUCCUGGGCGCACGUUCCCGGUCGAGGUCUUCCACUCCAAAUCGCCAUGCGAGGACUACGUUGAUAGCGCCGUCAAGCAGGUGCUCCAGAUCCACCUGACGAGUCCCAAGGGCGACGUCCUCGUCUUCAUGACGGGUCAAGAAGACAUUGAAGCCACAUGUUCGGUGAUUGAAGAACGGCUCGAGCAGCUCGACGACCCACAGCCGCUUGCGGUAUUGCCAAUCUACUCGCAAAUGCCGGCCGAUCUGCAGGCUAAGAUCUUCCAGCCCACCUCUGACGGACGGCGCAAGGUCAUCGUGGCUACCAACAUCGCCGAGACGUCGCUCACCGUCGACGGUAUCCUGUAUGUUGUGGACGGGGGAUACGCCAAGGUUAAGGUGUACAACCCCAAGGUGGGAAUGGACGCGCUGCAGAUCACGCCGAUCUCGCAGGCCAACGCUGGUCAACGUACUGGUCGUGCCGGGCGUACUGGUCCUGGCUACUGCUACCGGCUGUACACGGAGACAGCGUACCUGAACGAGCUGCUGCCGAACAACAUCCCCGAAAUCCAGCGCACCAACCUUGCCAACACUGUGCUCCUCCUUAAGACGCUCGGAGUGAAGAACCUCCUCGAGUUCGAUUUCAUGGAUCCCCCGCCGCAAGACAACAUCAUCCAAUCCAUGUGGCAGCUGUGGUACAUGGGUGCGCUCGACAAUCUCGGCGACCUCACGGACGAGGGCAAGGCGAUGAGCAACUUCCCAAUGGAUCCCGCGCUAGGCAAGAUGCUCAUCGUGGCCGAGAAGAACGGGUGCAGUGCCGAGAUGCUCACGAUUGUGAGCAUGCUCAGCGUUCCGUCCGUGUUCUACCGUCCCCCCCAGAGGGCGGACGAGAGUGAUGCUGCGCGAGAGAAAUUCUUCGUUCCAGAAUCAGACCACCUCACCCUCCUGCACGUUUACACGCAAUGGAAGAACAACGGGUUCAGCGAUCACUGGUGCAUGAAGCACUUUCUGCAUCCCAAGAUUCUGCGCAAGGCGCGCGAAGUCCGCGGCCAGCUCGAGGACAUUAUGAAGACGCAGAAGAUGCGGGUUCUGUCCUGCGGCACAGAUUGGGAUAUUGUGCGAAAAUGCAUUACAGCAGGAUACUUCCACCAAGCGGCGCGAGUCAAGAACCUCGGCGAAUACGUAAACAUCCGACAAGGUACCCCCUGCGUCCUUCACCCCACGAGUGCGCUCUACGGCCUCGGAUACAUGCCCGACUAUGUCGUGUAUCACGAGCUGGUCCUCACCUCGAAACAGUACAUGAUGUGCGUGACCAGUGUCGAUCCGUACUGGCUCGCCGAGUUGGGUGGCGUCUUCUUCUCCAUUCGCGAACGUAACUUUGACGGAUUGCAGCGGGCACGUGCGGCUCAGGAUUUUAAUAAGAAGACUGAGCUGCUUGCCAAGAUGGCUGAGCAGAGGGAGGAACUGGAGCGCAAAAAGGCCGACGAGUUGCGCGCCGAGGCUGUUGCGCGGACACCAAAGAUUGGCGGCGUGACCCCACGCCAUGCGGCCACGCCCCGGUCGGCGGGGAUCGGCGCCGGCACGCGCCUCAACCGGUCCAGCGCGACGCCGCGGAGGCGCGGAGGCGGCAUCUAA